This is a messenger RNA of Scheffersomyces coipomensis, 1017 nucleotides long. Its product is annotated as SUMO-targeted ubiquitin ligase complex subunit. The record is from RefSeq and is a predicted model, not a curated record. Gene Ontology annotation, molecular function: SUMO-ubiquitin ligase activity. The transcript has a single exon. Lineage: Eukaryota; Fungi; Ascomycota; Pichiomycetes; Serinales; Debaryomycetaceae. The coding region runs from base 325 to 1002 and encodes 225 amino acids.
ACAAAUCUAACCCAGUUACUUAUUUCUUAAGUGCAGUGUGAACCACUUCAAUGAUUUGUUGAACUGCACCAGGAUCAGAUAAGGUGGAGAUAUCACCUAAUUGAUCUUCUUCACCAGCUAAUACUUUUCUUAAGAUUGUUCUCAUAAUCUUACCUGAUCUAGUCUUUGGUAAAUCAUCUACUAAAAGAUUGUUAAUUAUGGGCGCUACCAACUAUUCUUACCUGCAUAUAUUUCCAUCCCCCAUUAAUUUUACAAAAAGCGAUAAAAAUAGAAAAGUCUGAUAUAAGCUAGAUCAAUUAGUAAGAUAUUUUGAUCUAUUAUUCCAUGCCUACACCUCCAAGUGAUAUCGUAUCUGAAUAUAUCAUCAAUAUAUCAUCAGAUGAUGAUGUGGACGAUACAGACUUACAAAUCAUCGAAGAAUAUCGAAAAGAAACUCAAGAUUUAUUAGAUAAUCCAGAUCAACCUCAUCAUGAAACCAUAAAGAAAUUAUCUGAUAGUCAAUGUCCGGUAUGUUUUGAUGAAAUGACAGAAGCCACUGCUACGAGUUGUGGACAUAUGUUUUGUCUUGAAUGUAUUCAACAAUCAUUAAGUUCUUCUAAUGCUAGAGGUCAAGUUAGAAGACAUGGAGUUGGUUUAUGUCCUUUAUGUAGAAAACAAGUUACGUUUAAAGAUACUAUUAUAUUAAGAAUGAAAGUGGCAGCUAAAAUCGGUAUACCGCCUUUGCCUCCUCCUAAACCUGAUAUUGAUACUAUUAUUAUAAAUACAGGGGGUGACAUUAAAACUGAUGAAGUUAUUGGUGAUGUUAAGCAAGAAGUUAAAUCAGAAAUUAAUGAUCUUAAAACUGAUGAGACUUAUACUGAUCCAAAAUUACUUGACAUUGAAAAACAAGAAUUAAAAUCAAAUAAACGACAUCAUCAUCAUACUCAUAGUAGACCAAGUACAAAUGGUUCAACUUCAUCAACUACAUCUGCAUCUCCAAAUAAGAAAAAAUUAAAACGAUAAUAUAAUUAUUAUUAA